Lipotes vexillifer (Yangtze River dolphin) is the source of this 1059-nucleotide messenger RNA. It is a transcript of the gene DEGS2, whose product is annotated as delta 4-desaturase, sphingolipid 2. NCBI's taxonomy places the organism in Eukaryota, Metazoa, Chordata, Mammalia, Artiodactyla, Lipotidae. The transcript is spliced from 3 exons. The coding region runs from base 68 to 1039 and encodes 323 amino acids. The record is from RefSeq and is a predicted model, not a curated record. Gene Ontology annotation, cellular component: membrane. Gene Ontology annotation, biological process: sphinganine metabolic process; ceramide biosynthetic process. Gene Ontology annotation, molecular function: sphingolipid delta-4 desaturase activity.
GUCCCCGCGCAGAGCGGGGAGACAGGUGGAGGGGAGCCGAUCCCUGAGCCGCGCUCUCGGCCCCACCAUGGGCAACAGCGCGGGCCGCAGCGACUUCGAGUGGGUCUACACGGACCAGCCGCACACGCAGCGGCGCAAGGAGAUGCUCGCCAAGUACCCGGCCAUCAAGGCCCUGAUGCGGCCGGACCCUCAUCUCAAGUGGCUGGUGCUGGGGAUGGUGCUGGCGCAGCUGCUGGCCUGCUGGCUGGUGCGGGGCCUGGCGUGGCGCUGGCUGCUCUUCUGGGCCUACGCCUUCGGGGGCUGCGUGAACCACUCGCUGACGCUGGCCAUCCACGACAUCUCGCACAACACGGCCUUCGGCACUGGCCACCCUGCCCACAACCGCUGGUUCGCCAUCUUCGCCAACCUGCCCUUGGGUGUGCCCUACGCCUCCUCCUUCAAGAAGUACCACGUGGAUCACCACCGCUACCUGGGCGGCGACGGGCUGGACGUGGACGUGCCCACACGCCUCGAGGGCUGGCUCUUCUGCACGCCGGCCCGCAAGCUGCUCUGGCUGGCGCUGCAGCCCUUCUUGUACUCGCUGCGGCCGCUCUGCGUGCACCCCAAGCCCAUGACCCGCAUGGAGGUGUUCAACGCCCUGGCGCAGCUGGCGGCCAACGCCACCAUCUUCACCCUCUGGGGGCUCAAGCCCAUGGUCUACCUGCUGGCCAGCUCCCUACUGGGCCUGGGCCUGCACCCCAUCUCGGGCCACUUUGUGGCUGAGCAUUACAUGUUCCUCAAGGGCCACGAGACCUACUCCUACUACGGGCCCCUCAACUGGAUCACCUUCAACGUGGGCUACCACGUGGAGCAUCACGACUUCCCCAGCAUCCCGGGCCGCAGCCUGCCCCUGGUGCGGAAGAUCGCGCCCGAGUACUACGACCACCUGCCCCAGCACUACUCGUGGGUGAAGGUGCUCUGGGACUUUGUGUCCGAGGACUCCCUGGGGCCCUACGCCAGGGUGAAGCGGGUGUGCAAGCUGGCGGAGGACGGCCUGUGAGCCUGACGGCCGGCGCCCCG